Benincasa hispida (wax gourd) is the source of this 411-nucleotide messenger RNA. Lineage: Eukaryota; Viridiplantae; Streptophyta; Magnoliopsida; Cucurbitales; Cucurbitaceae. The record is from RefSeq and is a predicted model, not a curated record.
AUGUAUGAACCCUUGACGUUCAACAAGUCCCUGAAAGACCCCACAAACAUAGAGUGUUGGUUGUCCACUGUGGAGGGGAUUUUUCAAUACAUGAGGUGUUUAGAGGAACAGAAGCUGCAAUGUGCCACUUUUGUUCUCAUCGAUAAUGCCAAGUGCUGGUGGCGCUCAGCUGAGAAAAUGAUAGAAACCAGUGGAGGCCAAGCCACAUGGGACCAGUUCAAGGAACGGUUUUACGAGAAGUACUUCUCUGCUCAUGUGAGGUACAACAAGCAGGUUGAGUUCAUGAAUCUGAAGCAGGGGACCAUAACAGUAGAGGAGUUUGAUAGGUUGUCUUGCUUCACCCCUGAUCUGGUGUCUACUGAAGCAAAGAGGGCUAAAAGAUUUGUGCAAGGACUCCAGGACGGGGUGUGA